UCGUUUUCUCACACAGGAUUUUAUUUCCUCUCCUAUUCGAUUUGCUUUCUGAUUGCUUGUUUGACUGAGCGGUGUUUGUGCGAUCAGUGAUGCUUUGUUUGAGGCUGGUUUCGCGAAAAUGACUCCAACUCAUUCGAUGUACCGUAAUUCGGGGGAAUGUUGGGCGGAGUUGCUGCAAAGAGCAGAUGUCGACAAACCCCUCGUAAAGGAGUACGCGAGGAAUUUUGUUGAACACAAGAUCCGGUUAUGUGACGUCCAUGCUCUCACACAUCAACAAUUCCUGGCAUUGGGGGUCUCCGCUAUCGGCGAUGGACUUGCUAUUCAACGAGUCGCAAGUGAAAUCAUUAAAGAGCUCGACGAUGCGAAGCGGAAUCCAGUUGUUGCCCCGAAGGCUCCUGUGCCGAAAACCAAAGAAGGUCCCGUGGUGGCGACGUACAACUCGAUUCGGUUCAAAAUGGAAUCCAGUCCUGGUUCCUCGGACGAUUCCUUGUCUGAAUUGCGAGGACGAUUGCUGCAACCUAAAAACUCUUUGGAUUUCACUCACUUCUUGAUGAUUGCAUUCAUAGCGGAGAGGAGCGGCCUUGUGAAGAUCGGGAUCCUCACGGACAGUCUUCUGUCGCGAACCAAGGUGGGCCACGUGUUCCGAGUGAAACCCGGCCGGGAAAACAGGCCCUUGCUGGACCUGUUGCCGGAAUACGGCGAAUUGCAAAACAAGUCCCACGUGGUGCAAGUGUCCUACACGGGUCUCAAAGCCUACCACCGAUCUGGUGAUAUGGAUCGUCACACUGCCUUUGAAAUGCUCGAGGAGGAAUUCCCGGAUGCCGCCGAUCGUCCGAAAAUCUGUAGAAUUUUCGGUACUUUCCUGUUAUCUCAGUUCCUCAUUCCUAGACCGCACUACCAUCCAGACAAAUCUUUAGGACGAGUUCAUCAUCAUGACGACCUACCAGAGACUGUAAAUUUUAUUUUUCCGCAUUCUGCUGAAACUGAUUUUGGGAGGCAGUUGGGUAAAGUUAGGUUCGUCAUCAUUGGCGUGAACGAUUUGCGGAACUCUCGGGUGCAUUUCUUUCCGGAAAACGCUGACGAUUUCGUGCAUUUCUUCCGGAAAUUGCGGACGUUUUCGACGGCGGACCACAUUUACUGGCUGAGUAUCGGAGCUCUUCAAGACGGGCACGAGAAGAAGUCGUCUAUGGACGCGUGCAGGGACUUUAUUAAACAGUAUCCGUUCCCACCGUGGCUGACGUUUGAGGACCUGAGCAGUGACUGCAAGUCGUCGGACAUUGCGGACGAAUUCGGGCAUUGGAAGAAUGACUACCAGAAGACUAUUGGCAGGCGUAUUUUUGAGAAAAUCAAGACGUACUUGGAGCGACAAUUGGCUGAAGAACCGAAAAACUCGACUGGAAAUUCAACCGUGGCGAAAGCGAAAGUUGUGCCCCUGAGACGAAUUUCCGAUCCCGUGAAAUCCGCUGUGGACGUGAAACCUGUCCGAACCAGUCUCCAGAUGUCGCGGUUGUCUUUUACAACCAAAGAUGAAACGGCUUCUGAACAACCCCCCGGGAAGAAACCCAGACUGUCGCAGGAAACGGAGAAUCUUUUCAAGUCGAAGGUGCGACUCAGUUCUAAAUCGCUCAAGAUGCGAAAGUCGACCAUUUCGGACAACGAAGACGACGAUGAGAGGAAGGCGAAACCGAGCAAGCCGCGAAUAGUGUUCAGUUCUUCCAUUGCUGGCGAUUCUGGCGGGGAGAGGAAAUCGAUCAAGGACCGCCUCGGCAAGAAAUCCUCUUGA
Notodromas monacha is the source of this 1783-nucleotide messenger RNA. NCBI's taxonomy places the organism in Eukaryota, Metazoa, Arthropoda, Ostracoda, Podocopida, Cyprididae. The record is from the annotation of a GenBank genome assembly.